Molecule: messenger RNA, 1475 nt
Organism: Hordeum vulgare subsp. vulgare (domesticated barley)
Lineage: Eukaryota; Viridiplantae; Streptophyta; Magnoliopsida; Poales; Poaceae
Product: F-box protein At4g35930
Exons: 5
Coding region: 358-1161 (267 amino acids)
Molecular function (GO): protein binding
Source: RefSeq, a predicted model, not a curated record
GCACAAAUGCUUUUCCCCUUUCCUUUCUCUCUCCUCUCCUCUCCUCUCACCCAUCCAUUCCACACAUCCAUCCAUCAGGAUUCUGUAGAGAGAGAGAGAGAGGGAGGGAGAGAUUGCGGGGAGGAGAGAAAGAGAUUGUGCUGGUUCUCGGUGCCCGGCGGUUCGGCGGUUGGUAUUCGCUUGCUCGCGUCCAUUGCAGGAAGAAAGAGAGUUGAAUCCAUCCAGCAAACCCAUGGGAGCUGGCUCCUGAGCAGCGGCGGCGGGCGGGCGGGCGUAUCUGCUGGGAGAUGAAACUGGAAGAGAAUCAAGGUUUUGCAUUAUCUGCCAUUCCAAUAUUUCCUUCUAGUAGUAGACAUCAUGGGGUCUGGAUCAGUGACUCUGAAGCAAAAAAAACGAGUGAAACAUACAAAGAACAAGUACUUGAAGCCUGGUGCCCUGGCUCAGAUUCGUUAUAGUAGGAGCACAAGCAGGGAUAUAGGGAAGAAGCGGAUUCUGUUGAAUGUGGAGAAGGAUGAUGAGCUGGAGAUAUCACCACAUGCCGAGGUUGUGUUUGAAAGCAGUACACCAAUUAUGUCUCCAGCAAGACUCAGUUUUGAGCCAUUUAGUGGCAUCAAGGGGCAGUUGUUGCCAACAACUCCGAAGACUCCUCAAGCAGCUGAUUGUGAUGGCCAUUCAAGGCUUGAGUCACUUCCACUUGAUCUGCUGAUCAAGAUUGUGUGUUACUUGCACCAUGACCAGCUGAAGGCUGUUUUCCACGUUUCAUCAAGGAUCCGGAAGGCAGUGGAACUGGCAAGGCAGUACCAUUUCAACUACACCACUCCAGAUCGUAGCAGGCAGGAACUGCUCCAAAACAAGACCCCUCUCCGGAGUGAGCAUUGGCCUUUCAUGAGCAGAAUAGACGGCAAGGAUGUGAGGGUGGCCACCCCAAGGACCCCAAAGGCUCCAAAACACGGCCCUCGGCCUUCGCGUUUCAAGCUGCUGGACGUGAAGCCGAUCACAGCCGUCCUUUUCCCAGAUUCGUUGCCUUCAAAAAAGCUCCGGCUGCGGCGUCUGAUGCCGCCAGGACUGCCAAGGCCUGUACCCAAAGCCGCAGCCUCUCCCAGAGUUUUGCUAUAUGAGGAAGAGCUUUGCGAAGCGGUGGUGCAGAAUAAGCUUCUAUGAAGCCCCAAAAGCGUGAGCUGGUUGCGAUGGAUUGAUGUCGCUUCUCAUGUCUCAUCUCAUAAUAAUGUAUAUAUAGUGCUUAUCAUUUAUGUCUUGUCUCUGGGUAUGUUUUUUCUUUGCCUGGUGGCACCUGUGUGUCAUCUUGGAUAAUUAUGGUCAGAUUAGGCAGUUUUAGGUUAGUCAUUAGCCUGUCAUACUCUCCUGCUCAUAAGGACCAAAAGUCUGGUUUGUUCCCUGGUUUUGUAUAUACUAUAGUAGCGGUUGAAAUAUCUUGCAAGGAUAAUAGUAUUUUAAAUGCAAAAUUGGUGUCUGCA